Molecule: messenger RNA, 282 nt
Organism: Didymodactylos carnosus
Lineage: Eukaryota; Metazoa; Rotifera; Eurotatoria; Philodinida; Philodinidae
Source: the annotation of a GenBank genome assembly
AUGGACCGUGGUUCCCUUUCUUGUGGAUAUUAUCAAAUAAAAAACAAUUAUUAUAUUGACUGUGGACAACCUGGUAGUGACUGGCAUUCAUGUGCAAAUGAUCAAUCAUGUGCUGAAACAUGUGUUCGAAGUUAUAUGAGUCGUUAUGGAACUUAUUGUACUGGCGGUCGUACUCCAACAUGCCAAGAUUAUGCUCGAAUCCAUAAUGGAGGCCCCAAAGGAUGCACAAAUCCGGCAACACUAGAUUACUGGCAAAAAGUUCAAAGAUGUUACAGUGGCUAG